Molecule: messenger RNA, 529 nt
Organism: Penaeus vannamei (Pacific white shrimp)
Lineage: Eukaryota; Metazoa; Arthropoda; Malacostraca; Decapoda; Penaeidae
Source: RefSeq, a predicted model, not a curated record
AAAAUGAAUACCUUUUAUUAAAGAAAUAAGACAUUUAUAAAACAUUUUAUUUAAAAAAAAUCUUAACAAAUAAAUUAACAUACAGGACAGUAUUUAUAAAAUUGUCUUAAUAAUUAUAUGCAAUUGAGAAUUACUCCAUCAGCAUUAAAUGGAUCAAAAUUUCAAACAGCUGUGGCGAAGGAACAGCUGUUUGGAGCAGGUGUGGUCACAAUGUGGUUACACUCGAACUGAAGCAGCUCUGGUUACAUUGGAGAUUGGAGCAGCUGUAGUUACAUUAACUGGAGCAGCUGUAGUAGCAUUGACUGGGGCAGCUGUAGUUACAUUGACUGGAGCAGCUGUAGUAGCAUUGACUGGGGCAGCUGUAGUUACAUUGACUGGAGCAGCUGUAGUAGCAUUGACUGGGGCAGCUGUAGUUACAUUGACUGGAGCAGCUGUAGUUACAUUAACUGGUGCAGCUGUAGUCACAUUAGCUGGCGCAGCUGUAGUUACAUUGACUGGCAGCUGUAGUACAUUGAAGCAGCUGAGUUAG